CGCCGAAUGAUCUUUGUGACAAGCAAUAUUAUGCCAAAUGACCCAACACCGUUAGCGCAGGUAACUGAAACGUGUGACAAAAUGGACAAGACAAACAACGAUGCAACACAUCAUCGCCACAUUUCAUUAGUGUCUUCGAAGUUCUCGACAGCAUCUUUCAUAAAAUUUAAAAUAUUAUAAGCAAAGUUGGAAUAAUUCCCUAGUUGCACACGUAGCCAUGGAUGAUCAACCUUGUUUUAUGUGUGACCAAAAAACGAUGGAUUCCCUCCCUAUGUUAGAUUCUACAAAAGAAUCACAACUGACCAUCAGCAACAUUAUCUGUAAGCAUUUCUGGUUCGAGGAGGAUGCCCUGCAAACGGCCAUCAUCUGUGAGCUCUGCUGGCAGAAGGUGGACCAAUUCCAUCGUUAUUAUGAGGAGGUAAAGCAGCUCCAUGAUCAACUGGCGCAACCCAACACGGUUUUUAUCAAACAGGAACAGAUUGAAUUUGAAGUGGAAUUUCUUAGCGAUCCUCAGAAUCAGAUAGACCAGAAAGUAGAAGCAGGACAGCAUGCAGUGGAUGAUGGAAUCUCGGAUAGAGGCAUGGAGUCUGACAUAGUAGUGGAACAAGAAUCACUUUUUUGUGAAGAAACUAAGGUUGAGAUUCAGGAGGAACAGAAUGAACUGUCGAUGAAAGCUAAUAGCAACGGUAAAAAAAUUACUAAAAGGGAGAUGGUCAGGAAGCGAGUAGAAUUGUUGAACCAAAAGAGACAAAAGCAGGAUGAUUUUAUCAAACAGCACAAACCGUACGAAUGUGAAGAAUGUCCUAUGAAAUUUGAAGGCUUCAUUGCGUUUCGUCGCCAUAUGCAAGCAGCUCAUGGCAAGUCCUACAUAGUAUGCUGUAACGUAAAAUUCAUUAAUCAGAACGUGCUGCAUCAGCACGUCCAGAAGGUGUUCAACCCGGAAACGUUCAAAUGCGAGUUUUGCGGUAAAACGUACAAUCUCCGGAUAGGAUACAUUCGCCACAAGGAGCGAGUACAUCGGAGCGAAAUUCCCUCGCUCAUCAAUUGCGAGCAGUGUCCACGAUCUUUCACUAGACAACACCUGUUCGAACGGCACAUGGCCCGCCAUGAGGCGUCGAAGAAAGAGAAACCAACCUGCGAUCUCUGUGGUAAAUCCUUCAAGACUCGAACAAAUCUAAGACUGCACAUAGAUUCCCUUCACGAGAAGAAACCCAACUACAUCUGUGAGAUUUGCUCGAAACCCUUUGCCAGGCGAUGGAUGUUCCUAGAGCAUCGGUUGUCCCACGAAUACACCGAAGAACAGCUGAAAAAGCAGUGUCCCAUCUGCAAGCGAUGGCAAAAGAACCUACGGUACUGGAAGAAACACAUGGGCCGACAUCGAAGCGAAGGGCAGCACAAAUGUGACGAGUGCGAUCACGUGUCGAUCAAUUUGGCCGCCUUGAAGGAGCACGUCGAACGACGACAUCUGAACAAUACGUCCUGCGUUUGCGAUCUGUGCGGUAAGGUGUAUUCGCACCCGGUAACGCUGAAGGAACACGUGGCCAACGCGCACACGGGGGAACCGCUGUAUAAGUGCCUGUUCUGCGAAAUGAAGUUCUUCUCCAACGCCACCAUGUACUCGCACAGGAAGAAAGCUCACCCGGAGGAGUGGCAGCAGUACACCAAGGCCAGAUAUGGCAAUAAGGAGGUGGACGAAGCCGGGGAAGAUGGCAGUUCGGCUCAAUAGUGUUUUUUAGUUUAUUAGAUUAAAUGGUAUUAAAAACUGGAAAAUACGACUUUGGUAAA
Messenger RNA from Aedes aegypti (yellow fever mosquito), 1785 nucleotides. Its product is annotated as transcription factor grauzone. The transcript is spliced from 2 exons. Gene Ontology annotation, molecular function: chromatin insulator sequence binding; zinc ion binding. Gene Ontology annotation, biological process: regulation of transcription by RNA polymerase II. NCBI's taxonomy places the organism in Eukaryota, Metazoa, Arthropoda, Insecta, Diptera, Culicidae. The coding region runs from base 218 to 1726 and encodes 502 amino acids. Gene Ontology annotation, cellular component: chromosome; nucleus. The record is from RefSeq and is a predicted model, not a curated record.